AAAAAAAAACGAAAGAAAUAGAAACGUAAACCGUAAACUUCAAUCUACAAAAAGUAAAAAAUACAUAGCGUAGCAGAUCUGCUUUAAAAUGAGCGAUAGUGAUACGAUGAGAACACCUGGGCCUUUACGCGCACCCUUUCCCGGUGGUGUACCACCGCGACCCGUGGCUGGAACGAUUAGGCCUACAGGCGGUCCUGCGGCGGGUCCAGUCAGAGCGGGAUUGCCGCCGCCAUUACGACCUAACGAUAGCCGAGUAAAUGUAUUAAUGGCGUCCGGAGCACAACCAAGACCUGUUGGUCCUCCACAAAUUAGAAACGCCACACCGUCGCAAAUCAACAAUUUAGGUCCAAUGAGCCCACCUAGCCAGGGCGGAGCAAGAGCGGAAGGUACAUUUUCGUGGCCACCAUCUGCACCUGGGCAACCAACACAGAAUCGUCCCCAAAACGUGUAUCCCGGCAAUCAGCAAACUCGUCCCCCAUACGCUAGGCCAUCUGGAAUUGGUCCCUUAUCUCAGCCGUCUGCUUCGCGGCCACAAUUUCAAUCUCAACCGCCACAACAACAAAAACAAUCACCACAACAGGGUCAAGCCCAACCUGAACGACAAUCUUCAUCACUUUCUAACAAUGAUGAUGAAGACGUUAUAAUGGGUCAGGCUGUGACACCAUUAAAAUCUGCAACACCUAAAACUGAUCCAAUGGGUCCGUCGACGCUAAUCGAAGAAGCUGAACCAAUCGAAAUGAAAGAAAUCCAAGAAUUAUCGCCCAUCACUAAAACCAGCGACUUAUCUCUUACAUCUCCUGAGUCAAUAAGCAAUGAAAAGCCUUUAAAAAAAUUGAGUAUUGAAACAUCGAAGAAUGACUUAAACAUUGAGAAAUUGAAGAAAGUUGAAAUAUAUCAGGGCGAUAAUGACAGCGGUGUGGAUGAGUCUACGCAAGAAAAGGAACGUCACGGACCUGGUUCACCCAGCUCACCAGUUAAAACACCAACAUCGGUUUCUUCUAAGCCGGAGAAAUCAGCCGCAUCACGUCCACCAAGUACUACGCCAUCGAAUAAAUCGACAAAAUCGCGCAGUACUUCAAGGAAUCGCUUGGUUUUAAAAACACCGGAGCCAGAACCAAAUAAAAAAGUACCAAUGAAUAAAAUACAAGUUGGACACGCUCCUUCACCCAAUUUGAAGGCCGUACGUUCCAAAAUUGGAUCUCUAGAUAAUGCCUCCUACAAACCCGGCGGUGGUAACGUUAAAAUUGAAACCAAGAAAGUUGAAAUUAAGGCAACGCCACGGAUCGAGGCUAAAAAUGAUAAAUACGCUCCGAAAGGAGGAGACAAAAAGAUAAUUUCAACAAAAUUGCAAUGGAAUGCUAAAUCGAAAAUUGGCUCCUUGGAAAACGCCCAUCACAAGCCCGGUGGCGGCGAUAAGAAAAUUGAAACGAUUAAAACAGAAUUCAAGGAAAAGGCCAAACCAAAAGUGGGCUCUAAAGACAAUGUUAAACAUGUACCAGGAGGUGGCGACAUUAAAAUUCAAACGCAGAAAAUUGACAUUAAAGCACAAAGUAAAGUUGGCUCCAUGGAUAAUGUUAAGCACAAGCCCGGUGGUGGCGGCAGAAAAAUAUUUGACGAUAAGGAUUAUUUGAAAAAUGUGGAGCAUGGAGUUUCUCUUGCUAGUCCUCCUUCACAGCCAACGCAGGGUCGUUUAAUAGCCACCAUUCAUCUAGAAUUCGGUUUAUGUAAUUCGGAUUGUGUGUGUACCGAGAUAUUUAAUUCACUCUUUAAUCACAAUAAUCGAAAUAAUUGCAAAUGAUUUAAUUGCGCAAACACGAGGAAUUGCAAAUAAUAAUAAGCCAAAUAUGAAACAAAGACACAUAAACACCGCUCCUCACCUCAUCUUAUUACAAAAGAGAAAAAAAAAAAAAAAUUUGUUCACCUUAUGUACCUUUUCACCAAAUAAUUUAUUUCUUUGUACAAUCGUAUGAAACGGAUAUCCAUCUCUGACUUAUUUUUAUUUAUUCCUGCUUUUAACGAAAGCGCUUAACAAAGUUUUAUGAAAAUAUUUAUUUUAUCCUAUUGAAGCAUAUAUAUCUCCCAUGAUAUACGCAAGAGUAUGUGUAGCCAAAUUUAUUCAUAGAAAAUUUUCUAAUAUAAGAACAGAAAGCUUAUUUACAAAUAUAUUUUUAGAAUAUAAUUUUAAUAUAGGCACAAAAGUUUUAUAAUAAUUUUACUAAAAAAAGUGCACAAAUGAACGAACAAGCCAAAACGUUAUGGUGGGCCAUGGGCCACCAUUAAAUACCCUACAUCACUCUACAAUUAUUCUUACAACGAUUUUCCGAAAUAAAACGUUAUAUGGAAAGUGAUCGAAAAAGUGGUCCGAUUCGAUUCAUCUCCACGUCAGUGUAGCAAAUUUCAUCAAUAGCUCAAAAUAUACGACGACUUGUAGCCUGAGUAGAAGAACCCAUAGCAGAUGGAUCAUUAGACGAACAAACGGACAGACGGACAGUCCAGCUUAGUUUAGUGCACCAAACCUCAUCCAAACUGCUCAAAACUUUUCCGGCUGGAGGAGGGACUGAAGAAAACAAGACUGAUAGGUAGAAAGACAAGCGAAAUUAAAUCGAUCCUGGUAUAUUGAAAGGUUGACUUAUAUCUUUCUGGAUGUUGCACACAUACGCCCAAAUUUAAUAUAUAUCCUUGUACCACGAGUAGCGCAGGCUGCAAUAAUAUGGAAAACGUUUUCUAUUUAAAGAAAUCAAUUGAAAUCGAAUACAGGGGCCAGUUGUUAUAGAAAAGCUUCAGAGAGGCUUUUCCGAUCAAUCGAGUCAUUACUUCUAAACUCAAACCAUUGGGCGUGGUUUCGAAAAUAUCAAGAAGCCAAGCAUUAUUCCGUCGCUUUAUGACUCCAUCAUCGGAGGAAACUGUGCAUACCUUAGUUUUGUCACUUUCGGAAAAUCCUCCUUUUGAAGACAUGAAUUGAGACACAGGUGCAGCUACACUUAAAAGUCCAAGCGGUGAAACAUUAGCUUUAGAAAUAAAAUAACUACAGGAAAGGUAAGCUUAAAUGCUAAAUCUCCGCGAGUAGAACUCUCGCAAUGAAUUCCGUAGUCCUUUCCAUAGGCAGAGACCGAAGUCAUUAUUAAAAUAAUUGAAUUGUGCUUGAUUUUUUGCUUGAUUUCUCCUUAUACUUUGGCUUCAAGUGAUUCUCAUUUCAAU
This is a messenger RNA of Glossina fuscipes, 3198 nucleotides long. RefSeq names its product microtubule-associated protein tau (gene tau). Lineage: Eukaryota; Metazoa; Arthropoda; Insecta; Diptera; Glossinidae. Gene Ontology annotation, molecular function: microtubule binding. Bases 89 to 1798 code for a protein of 569 amino acids. The record is from RefSeq and is a predicted model, not a curated record. The transcript has 9 exons. Gene Ontology annotation, biological process: neuron projection development; microtubule cytoskeleton organization. Gene Ontology annotation, cellular component: neuron projection.